Brachypodium distachyon (stiff brome) is the source of this 1733-nucleotide messenger RNA. Its product is annotated as 2,3-bisphosphoglycerate-dependent phosphoglycerate mutase. The transcript is spliced from 9 exons. NCBI's taxonomy places the organism in Eukaryota, Viridiplantae, Streptophyta, Magnoliopsida, Poales, Poaceae. The record is from RefSeq and is a predicted model, not a curated record. Gene Ontology annotation, molecular function: intramolecular phosphotransferase activity. Gene Ontology annotation, biological process: glycolytic process. The coding region runs from base 337 to 1329 and encodes 330 amino acids.
GCAGCAAACCAAACACAAGGUGAGACCGAGAGAACGCCUCGAACAAAAUAGCCUUUCCCGUUCUUUUUCUUUUCUUUCUUUCUCCACCGUCCGUCUGGUUCCUUGGUUUCGUCGCCGCUCCCCGGCGAUCUCCGCGACCGCGACCGCGCCGCCACUGCAGAUCUCGCCAAGGAACCCGCGCUCGGUUUCGUCGACCUAUUUGGGAAACCCGCGCCUAUAAUAACGCGCCCCCUCCCUCCGCUCCUCGCCUAGCCUCUCCCCCCAUCGAGCUCUCCGAGGCGCUCUUCCCCAAAGGGGCUCGUUCCUCCCUUCAGCGCCUUACCCCUACCUAACAUAAUGGCCGCGUCCACAUCUCAGCAUGCGCUUAUCUCCAUCAAACCUGCUGCCCCUGCUGCCAGCUUCAGCUGUGGUAAGAGAGCCGGCAAUGCGCGUUUUGUUUCGGCGACGGGUUGCUGCCCCGGUAGCCGGAAAUUCGGUUUGGUUUGCGCGGCGAACUCGCAGUCUUCGGUAAUCGAGCCGGUCCACCUGCCGUCGAGCCCCGAAAGCGGCAGCACCCCGAAGAAAUCAGGUGAAAGUGCGCUUAUAUUGAUUCGGCAUGGGGAAUCGUUGUGGAAUGAGAAAAAUCUGUUUACUGGCUGCGUUGAUGUGCCCCUGACCCCCAAGGGUGUCAACGAAGCAAUCGAGGCCGGUAAAAGGAUAUGCAAUAUCCCUGUUGAUGUAAUAUACACUUCGUCACUGAUUCGUGCUCAGAUGACCGCUAUGCUUGCCAUGAUGCAGCAUCGUCGUAAGAAGGUUCCAAUUAUUGUGCACAGCGAGAGCGAACGGGCACACCAGUGGAGUCAGGUAUACAGCGAAGAGACAAAGAAGCAGUCCAUCCCUGUCGUAACAGCUUGGCAGUUGAAUGAGCGAAUGUAUGGUGAACUUCAAGGCCUUAACAAGCAAGAAACGGCUGAUCGGUUUGGCAAAGACCAAGUUCAUGAAUGGCGUCGCAGUUAUGACAUUCCUCCCCCAAAUGGCGAGAGCCUGGAGAUGUGUGCAGAGAGAGCGGUUUCUUAUUUCAAAGAUCAAAUUGUACCUCAGCUUGUGGCUGGAAAGCAUGUUAUGAUUGCUGCCCAUGGGAAUUCACUUCGUUCAAUUAUCAUGCAUCUGGACAAGUUGACUUCUCAAGAGGUAAUCAGCCUUGAGUUGUCUACUGGCAUUCCUAUGCUGUAUAUAUUUAAGGAGGGGAAAUUUAUCAGGCGGGGCAGUCCAGCAGGACCUUCUGAGGCAGGAGUCUAUGCUUAUACCAAGAAAUUGGCUCAGUACAGACAGAAGCUUGAUGGCAUGUAACCAUCUGCUUUUAUUUUCUAGCAGUGGCUGGAGGUAUCCUCAUCCGUCGAACAUGCGUUUCUUCCACACAAGAAGUGGUCUAAGUUGAUACUGUUGGCAUUAGUAGUAACCGUCAGAUGUAAACGAGUUGCUGCAGUUUGUAGCGUCUCUUUUUGUCCCCUCUGAAACCUGGCAGCGUGUAACAGAGAAAUCUAGGGACAAACUCAGGCGACGACCUGAAAUAUAACACGAGGAUAAAAAUUCUGGGCACAACUGUGUUCACUUCCUGUUGUUCCCCAUUCAUAAGAUGACGAAGAUACAACCAUCCAGUAGUGAAAAGUCGUGUUAUAUUGUCUGACAUGAUACGAUGUGAUGAAAUCAUGUGUCCCCCCAAUGUGUUUUAUGAAAUCUCGCUCAUGAUGUUA